Papaver somniferum (opium poppy) is the source of this 2241-nucleotide messenger RNA. RefSeq lists its product as uncharacterized. The record is from RefSeq and is a predicted model, not a curated record. The transcript has 2 exons. Gene Ontology annotation, cellular component: membrane. The coding region runs from base 780 to 1928 and encodes 382 amino acids. NCBI's taxonomy places the organism in Eukaryota, Viridiplantae, Streptophyta, Magnoliopsida, Ranunculales, Papaveraceae. Gene Ontology annotation, molecular function: glycosyltransferase activity.
ACAAAAGAAAAGAAACAAAAAUUGGUGUACCAAAUCCACGCACCCUCAUAAUCAAAUUGCUUCUAUUCCCUUGUACCAACUUAGAUCCAAUCAAAGUAUUGUAUAGAAUAAAUCUGAAAACGUCAUCUUGAGAUUUGCAUCUCAAAGAUCCAGCAUCUAGAUUUGCAAUUUCAUACAUUACACACAUCAAAAAUAACAUCAAAAAUAAACGUCCGACAAACGGCAAUAAAGGCAUGGCGAUGAUGUAAAAUACCACGUACUACGUUGUAAUUGUACAUACAAAACUUCCACGAUUCAAAGUCUCACACUAGAACUAGAUUUCUGAUUAUUCCACGUUUCACUCUUUCUCUCAAAGUCUUUCACCGUUGAUUCUUCUCCAUUAUUAGAUUUGGAUAUUUCUUAGUUUGAUUUUUCAGUUUGUUGAAAGAAAAAAACUUUACUCUUUUCUUACACUUAUCAUUAGCUUUACUUAUUACUCCUCUUACUAGAAUCAGAAAUCAUUUUGAGAUUGAGAUAAAAAAAAAAACCGUUGAUUAAUUCUCCAUAAAAAUCCCAUCUUGGUAAAGAAAACUCAGGUAUCUUCUGAAUUUACUUCAUUCCUAAUUUCUUAGUUAAAGGAAAAAAAAUUGAUUUUCAGAUCUUACACUGAGUAUAAAAAUCUAUUAAUUGCAAAUCUCAGUAUGUUAUCUUUAGUAAUAAAGGAGAUGGAUUGUGGGUUUUGUGAAUUUGAAGGUAAAGUUUGAAACUUUGAUAUUGUAGUUAGUACUGGUUGUUUGUUGAUGCUAAAGAUGGCUUUAGAAGAAGGCAAAGAACCUAUAACUGUUAUUGUUAGAACAAAUAGGAUUUUACCUCAGAAAAUUAUCUUGUUGUUAGGGUUAUUUUUAGUAUUGGGUAUUGGUAUACCAAGUAUUAGUAUGUACAUGAUUCAAUACUUUGGAAUUGAGAAUGUAAUUACAUAUUCAAAGUCAAGUUUUCAAGGAUGUUUCGAAGAGCCGGAUAAUCUAGAGAAAUGGAUUAGACCACCAUUUAGUUUGAUGCAUAAUAUGAGUGAUAAAGAGUUACUAUGGAGAGCUUCUUUUGUACCGAAAGUGAAGAAGUAUCCGUUUAAUCGAGUUCCGAAGAUUGCAUUCAUGUUCUUGACUAGAGGGCCUUUGCCUCUAGCACCUAUUUGGGAAAAGUUUUUGAAGGGGCAUAAAGGGUUUUAUUCGAUUUAUAUUCAUUCCUUGCCGAGUUAUCGUCCCAAUUUUGCUCGGUCAUCGGUGUUUUAUCAAAGACAGAUUCCUAGCCAGAUGACUGAAUGGGGUAGGAUGAGUUUGUGCGAUGCUGAGAGACGACUUCUUGCGAAUGCGUUACUUGACAUCUCCAACGAACGUUUCGUCCUUGUCUCUGAAUCAUGCGUUCCUCUCUUCAACUUCACCGUGAUCUAUAACUACUUGGUGAAUUCCAGAUACAGUUAUAUGGGUGCAUUUGAUGAUAAGGGGCCCUUUGGGAGAGGACGUUACAACCCUCGUAUGGAACCAGAGGUGAGCAUAACAGAUUGGCGUAAAGCGUCACAAUGGUUUGAAGUUAAUAGAAAGCUUGCAGUUGCUGUAGUGGAAGAUACAAAGUUCUACCCCAAGUUCGAAGAAUUUUGUAGGCCGGCAUGUUAUGUGGACGAACACUAUUUCCCAACCUUGUUGACCAUCCGAGCUCCAAACCUCUUAGCAAACCGGACAAUAACGUGGGUCGACUGGUCACGAGGAGGCCCUCACCCUGCCACCUUUGGCAAAGCUGAUAUUACAGAGGAAUUUCUGACAAGAAUUCGCCAAGGUCACAACUGCGAAUAUAAUGAUCAACCAUCUUCAGUUUGUUUCCUUUUUGCAAGGAAAUUUGCUCCGAGUACUCUGGAUCCUUUAUUAAAAUUUGCACCCAAGAUUCUUGAGUUCUGACAAGCGCAUCAUGAGAGUACGUCAACCACCUUCAUCAGGUUCUACUCUGCACAUUCUUGGUUAAUACUUUGUCACAUUUAUUUAUAGAAUUUGUAGAAGUUUGUACGAUUUUCAGAUGUACAGAAAAAACUAGAAUGCAGAUAUAGUGGCUUAGAUCGUGUAUCCCGAAAUUUAUAUACUUAAUCUUUGUUAGGUAUUAUAGUUCAAUCUGUAGAUCUUUGUUGCAGCCAUUAAAGUGAAAGGAAAAACUGAAUGAUGUACUGAAAUUUUACUUGCGUUACAAUAAGUGUGAUAUAAUGGUUUAUGUGAACAA